Messenger RNA from Oncorhynchus mykiss (rainbow trout), 2381 nucleotides. It is a transcript of the gene wdr25, whose product is annotated as WD repeat domain 25. Gene Ontology annotation, molecular function: protein binding. Lineage: Eukaryota; Metazoa; Chordata; Actinopteri; Salmoniformes; Salmonidae. The record is from RefSeq and is a predicted model, not a curated record.
CAAGAGGUCUCUUCACAGUCCCCAAGUCCUGAACAGACUAUGGGGAGGCACACAGUACUACAUAGAGCCAUGACUACAUGGAACUCUAUUCUACAUCAAGUAACUUGACCAGGAAGUAAAAUUAGAUUUAUAAAUAAAUAAAUAAAUAAAAAACAUUGGCACAAAGCAACACAAACAUUAGUACAGACACAUGCAUAUGAGUUAAGUUAAUUAGUUGAGUAUUUGGGAGCAAAGGACAUUCGUUUAGACAAGACCCUUACAGUGUCAUCAGAAAGGGGUUCUCCAGAAAUGUUGAUCACAGCCUUGUUCUGGUCCUGCUCCAUGUGGUUGGAUAAUCUUGCUUUCUUCCUCCUCCUCUGUGUUGGCCUCUUCCGCAUCCUCUCCUCUUUGUGAACCUUGCGUGGCUCGGCUUUCUGGCCUAAAAAAUCUUGGGAGGAGCCGGCCUCGCGGAGUGUCUUGGAUGAUCCUCAUCGUCGACUUCACCUCUUCUAUAAACUUCCUUAGCUUGUCCAGCUUCAAUUUAAGAGUGAAUGUGUCUUGAGGGUUCUGGGGAAAGGACAAUGACCUCGUUAGUGGCCUAUGAUGAUUCUGACCAGGAGGAUGAUGACGGAGCACUCCCUCAUCUUGCCAACUGUCCCAUGGAUGAUAUCAGGCAGUCCCAAGGAAACCAAAAAUGGUUGGAUUCUAACUUCUAUGGACCAUUAUUACCCAGUCCCCAUUACAAACAACUGGAAAUAGGACAAUGUGUUGAAGGUAGGACAGUGUCUGAACCUCACAGGGAGAUUUAUCCCCUUCCAUUGGGUCUCUCAGGGGUUGUGGAGAACAGCUCAAACUCAAAACCAUACUCCGCUCCACAAUACUGUGUUAAUUUGACCACAGCGAAGAGGCAUCAGGCUGCACCACCUGGUGUCUCGCCAUACAUUCCUAAGAGACAGAGGUUGGCCACACAAGGAACGAGAGAAGAACCAACCUCUUUGGAAACAAAUGAUAAGUCCACUGUCUCCAGGCUGCUGACCGAGGUCUCUGAGCGGGUGCGUCCGUACCUGGGGCCCAGGCCUGGCAGGGCAGCGGUGCCGAGGUGCAUGCAGCUCAGCCUCCAGGCCCACCAGGCUCCAAUCAACAUGAUCCAGUGGUGCCCAGUGCCCCAGCUCAGCCAUCUCCUACUGUCUGCCUCCAUGGACAAGACUGUCAAGAUUUGGGAUGGUGCAGAGAGUGGGCAGUGCCUGCAGGUAUACUCCUCCCACUCGGGGGCGGUGCGAGAUGCCUGUUGGUCCCCCUGUGGGCGACGCCUCCUCACCGGCUCCUUUGACAACACGGCCAUGGUGACGGACGUGGAGACAGGACAGCAGAUCGUGAAGGUGGGGAACCAAUUCAAGGUGAUGUGCUUGGCAGUGCAGCCCAACGACCCUGAAGUGUUCCUGUGUGGGGGUUACAGCGCAGAGGUCAAGGCCUGGGACGCCCGUACCUGCAAGGUGGAGAGGGUGUACAGGGCACGGAUCCAGCAGACUCUGGCCAUCCUGUUCCUGACCGGGGGCAGGGAGUUUGUGACCAGCAGUGACUCGGUCAGCCGGGACUCUGCCGAGCGCACGCUCAUUGCCUGGGACUUCCAAACCACCGCUAAGGUCUCCAAUCAGAUCUACCAUGAGCGGUACACGUGCCCCAGCCUAGCCCUUCACCCCCAGCAGGACUCGUUUGUAGCGCAGAGCAAUGGCAACUACAUGGCCCUAUUUUCUGCCCAGCGGCCAUACAGAAUGAAUAAGAGGAGGCGGUAUGAAGGACACAAGGUUGAGGGCUAUGCGGUGAGGUGUGGCUUCUCUCCGGAUGGGUCCAUACUGGCCACGGGCAGCUCCACAGGCUCUGUCCACUUCUACGACCAGCAGAGUGCUCGGACGCUGCACACGCUGCUCGCACACCAGCAGGCAUGCAUGUGUGUGUCUCUGCACCCUGUGAUGCCCGCUGUGGUGGCAACGUGCGACUGGGGUGGCGAGAUCAGGAUCUGGCAGUGAUUGGCACAAAGAAGGGGAGGAAUUAUAACACCCAGACACUACAAACAUCCAGGCAUCCUUCCUAUCUGAGCUGCCGGAGAGAAAGGAAACUGCUCAGGAAUAUUUCCAUAAGGGCAAUUUACUCUUCAUACUGAAAUUCGCUUCCAUUCAAAUACAUACCUGUUGACCAAACUGCUGGCAGUUGUCUAUUGCUUAGCUUAUACCAUAACUUCAAUCAAAUUUCAAGGCAAAAAUUGUAAAAUUGACUUUGUUUUUUUUUUGGUACCAUAGCUUACUCAGGAAUUAGUGUACAGGAUUCUUACUCGCAUUGUAAAUGAACGACGUGAUGACCCUGUUUGUCACAGCUUUAAUAAAAGUACUGACCUAAUCUACAUU